Nicotiana attenuata is the source of this 423-nucleotide messenger RNA. RefSeq lists its product as uncharacterized. The transcript has 2 exons. Lineage: Eukaryota; Viridiplantae; Streptophyta; Magnoliopsida; Solanales; Solanaceae. Gene Ontology annotation, molecular function: protein binding; zinc ion binding. The coding region runs from base 1 to 423 and encodes 140 amino acids. The record is from RefSeq and is a predicted model, not a curated record.
AUGGCUGCUUCUGACAUUAACAGAAGCUUGGUAAGUGAACUUGAAGCAAUGGGAUUUUCAGAGGCUCGAGCCACCAAGGCUCUUCAUUCUUCCGGUAUGGUCAUCCUUUUGGUGGUGCCAUCGACUGAAUAUUUGCAUACGGUGAACGAUGAAGGAAGGCAUUACACCGUAUGCCUCUUAGAGAGAAAAUGCAGUUGUGGGCGGUUCCAAGUCGACGAAUUACCGUGCCCACACGCUUGGGCUGUCCUGAAGAGCAAGUUUCUAAUGCCAGAAGAUUAUUGCUCUGAUUAUUACAAACCAAAGUCUGUUGUAAUGACAUAUGAGGUACCCGUGUAUCCUUUGCCGGACCGGAAAGAAUGGAAUAUACCAGCACAUAUAGCAGAUGAAGUUUUAUUACCACCCAAAUGGAAAAGACCUCCGUGA